AUGAAAGACGGCGGGGCCAGGAAGGCCGAGGCAGAGACCGGCUCAUCACCAAAGGAUAAGAAGUUGAAGCAGGACGGCAAGGCGCAGGCGGAGGAGGAGGAGAAGGUGGAGAUGGAGAGUGAAGAGGCGGAUGAGGAGCUUGACAUGAAGAGCAUGAUGAAGAGGAUGAUGAGCAUGAUGAAGCAGAUGCAGAGCAACAUGUGUAAAUCGAAGGAGGAUACCGAGGAGAUCAAGACGAUUGCAAACCAGGCGAAGGUGACGGCCAGCAUGGUAGAGCAAACCGUGGAGAUCGUCAGGGGGGAGGUCAACCAAAUCCGGGAGUCCGCAGUAAGCAAAGAAGAUCUCCCAAAGAUGGUCCAAGAAAUCGUACAAUCGGAAGGGCUGACCACAGGCAGUAGCAUGAAGGAGGGGAUAGGGAAGACGGAGAAGCCAGGAGCGGUUCGAUUCAAGACGGAAGAGGCGAUGUGGAAAUAUUUUGCGGACAGCUGGGGCAAGUUGCAGCACGAGGUGAUGGGGGAGACCAUUUAUGCAAAUCCAGAUUCGCUACACGAUUCGAAUCCACGCAAGACUAAAACCGUCCGCAAGGUCGUGCGCACGAUCAUCGAAAGCAAUCCCGGGAAUGGCGAUGAUAUCAAGAAGAGCAUUGACACUGAUUACGGGAGGGGGAUUGUAUGGUGGAACGACAGACGGGUUGCGGAGUGGAAGGAGAACGAGGGGGAGGGCAAGAUGAAGUUACUUGGGGCAGCAGAGCAGUGCCAGGAAACUAUCGGCACGUUUGUGGAGACCUUCCCGUGGCAGCGCUGCGCGGCCAGCGAGGAACUUGAAGACCGCCGCAAUUCGAUUUCAGAGCUGAUCGUGAGAAGACGGACGCUACCUGCCGGCAGUGGCGCCGACAGAGCCGGGAUCAGCAAGGCGAUCCAGAAGUUACUUAAGAAAGAGAAGAAGCUGCAGGCCACCGAGCGCAUCGCGACCAUUUUGGACACGUUCACCGGUCUCGACAAGAUACCGAAGUUGAAGUCGCCGGUCAAGAAGCGGUUGACCCAAGCGUGCUGGAUGGAAGCACGGCCGUGA
Prorocentrum cordatum is the source of this 1071-nucleotide messenger RNA. NCBI's taxonomy places the organism in Eukaryota, Dinophyceae, Prorocentrales, Prorocentraceae. The record is from the annotation of a GenBank genome assembly.